AUGUCGAAGCAGUGCCGUCGAGGUGGCAAGGCUCCGCUCACCAGCCCGCGCCGCCGCGGCGGCAGCACGGCGGUGGCGAUGUUCGGAGCCGCGGGGGCUGGCGCGGGCGCCCCGCCUGGCCCGCUUGGGUUGGGCCCUGGCGGGGGGCUCCUCGGCGUGGGCGGCGGCGGAGUGCUGGGCGGCUUUCUGGGACUGCCGCCUGGCGUCGGCGCCCUGCUCCCGCCGCCGCCUGCCGGAGUCGCGGCAGAGGCGCUGGCGCUGGAGCAGGAGCGCCAGCAGCCCUGGGCGGCCCCGUGGUGCCGGGCCGUGACCCACGGCCUCCUGGGACUGAGCGCCGGCUGCCGCGUCGAGCUGGUGAUGUACGAUGCUGCCUGUCAGCCAAGCGGGACGACGACGAUGACCGUGACAGGGCUGUAUCCGCCUGACGCGGCAGGAGAGUUCGUGGAGUGCACAGUGGAGAGCAGCAGCGACCCUCUCUACCUGCCGAUCCUGCAGGGCAUCUUCGCGAUGGGAAGCAGCGUGGUGCACCUCUGCACCCAGGGCGUGGCGACUUGCUGUCGCACGACCGCUUGGCCAGGGCGCAACGUGGUGCACUCGGACACGUUGCGCGUGCUGGGGGCGGCCGGGCCUGGAGGCGGUGCCGCUGAUGGCGCUGGAGCCACCCCGCCUGGCGCCCUCCCUGCAGGCGGUGCGCCGCCCGCCGCUGACGCUGGACCCGUGGUGCCGGGCAAGAACGCAGGUGGAGCUCCCAAGGGCUCAGGCGGUGCCGACGGUGAGGACGUGGAUGGCAGGACGGCCGAGGAGAUGAGGAAGAUCGUCAAGAGGCUGAAGGAGAAGCUUCAGAGGAAGCGCUCCAUGGGCGAGGCGCUGGCCGAGCGCGCCGAGGCUGCGCUGGAGGGCCGCCGCAGCCGCAAGAAGCAGAAGAACAGGGACAAGGAUAGCUCCGACAGUGCGAGUUUUGAUGAGGCCCCGACCGCUGGUUCCGGCCGCCGAGUGCAGAAGCUGGCCCGCUCCGACCCCGGGGCGCUCAUGGCGGCGGGUCUGAAGCAGAUCCGAGAGUACUUGGCGCAGCGGGGCGGGGCCGACAACGAUGAUGAGCUGGAUAGGAUGGCGUCCAACGUGGUGCAGUAUAUCACGAGCGUGUGGCACGGCAUGCACCCUCAGAACGAGAUGGGGGUGCGGAAUGUGCGCGAGAUGAGGAUGAUCGGGGAGUGCCUGGACGCCCUCACGAGGGGCGAUCUGCCGCAGCUGGGCGACAUGCUCAUGCAGAGGCUGAAGGCCAUCGAGCAGGCCACCAAGGACGGGCACUGGAAGAUAGCCGAGCACCUCGAGCUGAUCGACUCCACCGACAUCGGGCUGGCCAGCAGCGCCGAGGCGUCGGCGGCCGUGGCAUCCUACUCGGAGGGUGCGAACCGGGACAGGUGCUGGCGAGAGAUCGGGGAGCCCGAGAAGCCCGUCGCCCCACUGGCGGCCAGCACCUGGCUCGAUCAGCCCUGGAGUGGAUCGCAAGCCGGCCCUUCGGAGACCCUCGAGCCCUGUUCGUCGCGUGAGGCGAAGGCUGGCAACAAGGGCAAGCCGAAGGGCGACAAAGGGCAGCACCGCGGGACGCCACCUUGGCGCUCCUUCGAGGGCACUCGAGAGGCGUGUGACUGCACGUCCGACGGCAGCUGGGAGUCCGAGAUCACCUUCUCCUCGUACCUUGAGGAUGAGUGCAACGGCGCCGCUCAUGGCGCAGUCUCGGACGAGCCGUCCACGCGAAUUCACGACUUUCCUUACUUGAACCCGACGCGUGCCGCCAGUGAGCUGGGCAGUCUCUGUGGAGCUCCAGUUCGUGUUGUGGGACGCCGUCUAGCUGACCUCAGUACUUCUUCGCCCGCGUCGAGCGGGGCACUUGGCAAUUUUGAUGCGAAGUCGUACGAUGAUAUCCUCUCACCACUGACCGCAGGGAACGGACGGCGUGACCUGCUGCCGUUGCCCUGCGUCGAUCUGACGAUCGAGGAGUUGAGCAUGAACGGCGUUGUGUUCGGCGAAUCGGAGCCAGUCGAUCCCUCCUUCGAGGACGACCUGAACGGCUGGCUGAAGCUCACUGUCCUGAGCCUGAACUUCCAGUACGCGCUGGGGGGCAAGCAUCCUGGUCUCAAGAUGGCCCCCUGGAAGGUAAGGCACGGGCCCGCCAGCGCGGUGCAGCUGAAGGCCCUGAGGUUGCUGGCCAGGAGUGUGGGCACGUUCCUAUGCCAGUACGAGGGCUCCGUGGCGAACCUCGACUGGACCCAGGAGCUGAAGUCGUCGGCAGUGAGCUACACGGGCAUGGAGGUGUACCCAGCCGAGCAGCUAGACCGCGAGCGCCUCUUGCUCGCCCUGCCGUCGAAGGAGGCUUGCGGCUCGGCAUUGGCGACCGAGGUGAGCGAAGGCUGGAUCAGGAGCGUGCUGGAGCACCCGGAGUGGGUGAUGAAGAGCCCCGCGGAGCUGGGCGAGAUGCCCAAGACCCCGCGCGUCUCGGCCGAGGAUGACGAGUGGGAGCUCAUCGCGGCCGAGCUCGUGAACAGGGGCAUCCUCGUCCCGAUCGAGGCCGACGAGAUCGUGAAGGUCAAGGGCCGUCGCGUGCUGGGCGGCCUCUUUGGUGUACGAAAGUCGGGACACGUCAAAGGCUCGGGGCCGCAGCGGCUAGUGAUGAACAUCAUCCCGAGCAACUGGUUGCAGGAGACGGUCCAGGGGGACAUGGGUCUCCUCCCGACGACAGACAAGUGGAAGAGCAUCAUCCUGAGGAGCGGCGAGGUGAUGAUGAGCUCGUCGGAGGACCUCAAGUGCUGCUUCUACGUGUACCGGUUGCCCGCGGUGUGGCACAAGUACAUGGCGCUCUCCAAGAAGGUGAGCAGGUCCUGCCUCGGUCUUGACGGGACCGGCGAGGUGCACGUGGCCGCGGCCGUGAUCCCAAUGGGCUGGGUGUCGGCGACAGGCAUCAUCCAGCACAUCCACCGGCGGCUGCUUCGUGAGUGGCUGGAGGGAGUGUACAUCGGUCGCACAGGGCAGCGGUAUGGCUUCUCCCCAUCCAAGUGGGCGAACCCCUUCAAGGUGUCAAAGAUGAUGCCGAGGAGCGAGGCCAUCGCGAAUUACGAGAGCCACCUGCGCGACUCGCCCGAUCUGCUGGCCUGCUUGCCCGAGCUCUCGGGCUGUCGCCUCCUGUGCCACUGCAGGCGAGGGCAGCGCUGCCACGGGGACGUGCUGGUCAAGAUGUGGGCGGAGACGGUGCCGAAGGCGACGAGAGGAGAUGACACGCUCAUACCGGAGUGUGCUGGUACGGCCUGCUGGGUGGUGUGGCCGGUGUACAUCGACAACCUUGACGUGCUGGAGGUUACCGACGAGGUGGUGCAGCUGGCUUGCGAGAGGUACGCGCAGCGGGGGGUGCCCAGGAGCGAGGAUAAGGCAGUGUGCCGUGAGCCUGUCAGUCAAGUUUUGGGUGAGCUCAUUGACGGCACGAGGGGCGUGAUCAGCCCGCCCCUGGAGUUCGUGUACCGUCUGCUGGGCCUCACCUUCGCCACGCUGGAUCGGAAUGUGCUGACUCAGACUUGGCUGCAGGUGGUGGCGGGCCGCUGGGUGCGAGCGAUGAUGUUCAGGCGUGAGACGAUGUCCGUGUUCGACGACCUGUGGCGUGCCGUGGUGCGCUGGAGAGGCGAGCGCAGGCUGCCCGCUCCCGUUCAGAGGGAGCUGCUGCUGGCCGUGGGGCUCCUGCCGCUCAUGAGGUGCGACCUCAGGACGCCCGUGAGCGGGCUCGUGACCGUGUCCGACGCCAGCAUGCGCAAGGGGGCGGUAUGCCGGGCUGUGCGCCUGCUCCCACACGGCGUUGAGGCAGCCAAGGCUUCUCGCAGGCGCCAGGUGGGGCGGCUGCAGGUGGAAGACGGGCCCUCGCUGCUGGGGCUGAGCGUGGCCGUGUAUGCUGCGUCGGAGACGGACCCAGAGGCCUGCCGCGUGGUGAAGCACGCGUGGCCGGACGUGGUGGAGCUGGGCGACGUCUCGAAGCUGAGCGCGCAGGACAUCGCCAAGAUCCGAGACAGGGCCCCUCAUGUGCGCUGGGUCCUCCUGUUUGCUGGAGCUCCCUGCGUGGACCUCACCAGGCUGAGCGUCGACAGGCGAGGGCUGUCAGGAGCGAGGUCGGGCCUUUUCUACGAGAUCAAGCGGGUGAAGUCGCUGGUGAAGGAGGUGUUCCCCGUGGAGGUCGAGGUGUUCGACUUGAUCGAGAAUGUGUCCUCCAUGACGGCCGAGGAUCGCGACACGAUGUCAGAGCACAUGGGGCUGGCCCCGGUGAUGAUCGAUGCCGCCGACAUCUCACACGUUCGCCGAGAGAGGCUCUACUGGUGUGACACCGACCUCAUGACGCCGUGGCAGGGCGAAGUCUGUGUGAAAAGUGAGGUGGUGAAAGUGACGAUCCCUGGAGGUCCAGGCCCGCUGGGCCGCUGGCUGCGCCCUGGGCGAGAGUGGUCAGGAGCCGAGGUUCCUGAGCAGCGUCUGCCCACCUUCGUGAGGUGCAUCCCGCGCGGGCGUGCCGGCGACAAGCCAAAGGGCCUGCACCAGUGCAGCGAGGCCGAGCUGGAGCGUUGGCGGAGGCACGACUUCUGCUAUGCGCCGUACCAGUUUCGAGAUCCUCACUGUCUGCGAUGGCAAGGAGGUGCGCUGGAGCCUGCGGAUUCCUUUGAGAGAGAGAUGUUGAUGGACUUCCCACCUGGGCACACGGCGACAGCGCGGGCCACGCGGUUCCGCAAGCUGGCUGAGCUCGAGGUGGUACGUUGCGCCCUGCUGGGCAACUCGUUCCAGUGCGGCGUGGUGGCAUGGAUAGUGGCGCACUGGGCUCACCGACACGGCUACCUGGACUCGGUCCCCACGAUGGCGGAGGCGCGGGCGGUCGGAGGCGCCUUCGACGCUGCCGAGGGCCUGGCGCAGGUAGCCAAGGAGGGCGACGACAGCGGGGUGGUGAUCAGGGACCGUGGCCUUGAAGAGGCCGAGGCGCAGGCGGACCCGAGCAUCCAGAUCGUGGAGGAGCUGAUCCGGCGAGCUGAGGUGAGGGGCUCGGACGUGCGCCUCGACACGCUGGAGGUCAUGCGCCCUGACUUGUGGCCACGCCGCCCGAUCAGCGUGAGCCGCUGGACGUGGAAGACAGUGCUGGUCUGGAAGUGGAGGUGGAAGAGCCACAUCACGGCGCUGGAAGUGCUGAGCACGCUGGCAGGCCUUCGCUGGCGCUUCAGAGUGGGCCAUCACCUUGGCACGAGGUUCGCUCAUCUGAUGGAUUCGCAGGUUGGACUUGGUGUGAUAUCGCGGGGGCGCUCCUCCUCGCAUCUGCUCAACGCAGCCGUCAAGAGGAUCUCAGCUCUGGUCCUGGCGGCGUCGGCAAGACCGAUCUACGGGUACACCGAGACCGACAAGAACCCAGCCGACGACCCUUCGAGGGAAGGCGGCAUGUCAGCUUUGGUGCGGCCGCCCGGUGCCGGGAAAGGCACGCCUGCGAGCUGGUGCGGGAUGGCGGAGGAGGCGAGCUCAGCGCAGUGGCUCGCCCCACCAGGAUGCGGCCCCGUGGACGUGACAUGCAGAGUCUGCGCUGGUGCUUCCGCGGUCGGAGACCGUGGCUUCUGCUUCCCGUUUGAGCAGGGCGAGCGGUGCAUCGCUGUCUGGCCGCCGCAAGGCGGGACGAUCGGCACCGCCCGCAGAACAGCUGGCCAGCGGAACAACGCGCACCGCUGGCCAGAAGAUCGCGCCCGGGCGCAGGUUUCUGGGAGCAUCGAGUCGGACCUCGGGCAGCGGACCGCGGCGGAGACCGGCGCGGAGGCCGCCGCACCUCGCGCGUCGCAGGGCGCCACGUGCGAAGCGUGCGGGGCCAGAGGGAUCCUGCUCUCGUUCAGCGAUCUCCCCUGGUCUCCGCUGGCUUCUGUGGACCUGGAUGGGCUCCGGUCAACGCCCGGGGCUGCCCCGCUCGACUUCAGGCGAGUCUCAUGGAGCCAGGGCUUGUACGACGUUUUGCGGGCCCUGGAGGCGGUGAACGCCACGCAGACCUUCCUGAAGCGGCGGUCCGAGGAGAUCAAGGUGCACAAGGUGACGAGCGGACCGCUGGUGGAGGUGAAGGCUCAGCUGAUGAAGAUGCGGGUCAGGGCCAGCAAGGCCCAAACCAGCCACAGCAACAUGAAGACGAAGAUGGAAGCAGCGACGAAGGAGAUCGAGAAGGAGCUCCGGGAGGAGAAGCGGCGGCGGCAGGAGGCGGCGGCCAAGGCGGAGGCAGCCGCGAUGACGCAGGAGGCCACUGAGGCUGUGGAGUCUGUGGCUGCCGAGGUGGAGAAGGCAGCAGUGGCGGCGGAGGAGGCCGCCAAGAGCAAGGGUAAGGGCCCUGACGACGCGCUGGCCGCCCUGGAGCAGUCGGAGAAGGACGUCGAGGCCGCGCUCGCCUCCCUGGUCGGCGUGCAGCAGCGGCUGGCGAAGAUGUCGGGGCAG
This is a messenger RNA of Prorocentrum cordatum, 6471 nucleotides long. NCBI's taxonomy places the organism in Eukaryota, Dinophyceae, Prorocentrales, Prorocentraceae. The record is from the annotation of a GenBank genome assembly.